GCAGGAUUUGAAAUAUAAAAUUAGUGUGUAAUAGAAUAUGUGGGCAACAAUAUAAUAGUGACAAAGAAAGGAGAACAAAAGCUAGUGGGAACUAUUUGUUCCUUUUCCUCAUAUAUAGGAGGCAGAGAGUUAGGAUCACCCCGGAACUCUCCUCCUGGGCAGCAGUGCGUAGUGGAGUGCCACAAUGCACAGUGCUCGAACCUCUCCUAUUUAUUUUGUAUAUCAGUGAGUUGUCUAUGCUCACCGAUUGCCCUAUGGUCCCAUACGCAGAUGACUUAAAAAUUUGGAGACAGCUGAAGGGCGAUAGUGAUAUGCUCACGUUGCAAAGGACCUCAACAAAUCGUCAGGGUGGUUCAGACAAUGGAUGCUCCCGAUCAAUGUAGCGAAAUGUGCAGCCAUGCGCAUCAGCUCCUGCGAACUAGAGGGGAUAACACUCCCAUCAUUUCAGACUCAUUUGGAUUUGGGUGUCAUAGUUAGCAACGAUUUAAAAACUGCAGCACACUGUCACGCAGUGUCUACAAGUAGUUUCAGAUCCUUAUGGGGAAUUCUCAGAGCCUUUGCUGGAAGUACCAGAGAUAUGUUCACCUCCUCAUAUAUAUCUCUGGUGAGGUCAAGAAUGGAAAACUGUAUCCAGGCAUCCAGUCCUUGUCUUAAAGGGGACUCACACAUUCUAGAAAGGGUUCAAAGGAAGUCAACACGUAUGGUUCUCGGCAUGAGUAACCUGUCAUACGAGGAAAGACCAGACAGUUUAAAUCUCUUCUCCGUGUCAUACCGUAGGCAGAGAGGAGAUUUAACCAUAAUGUUUUAA
This is a messenger RNA of Trichobilharzia szidati, 808 nucleotides long. Lineage: Eukaryota; Metazoa; Platyhelminthes; Trematoda; Strigeidida; Schistosomatidae. The record is from the annotation of a GenBank genome assembly.